Capsicum annuum is the source of this 7086-nucleotide messenger RNA. RefSeq names its product trihelix transcription factor GT-3b. Bases 5607 to 6764 code for a protein of 385 amino acids. The record is from RefSeq and is a predicted model, not a curated record. Lineage: Eukaryota; Viridiplantae; Streptophyta; Magnoliopsida; Solanales; Solanaceae. The transcript has 2 exons.
CAUAAAAAUAUAUUUAUUUUUUGUUUCUUUUUUUUUUUUUUUGUAAAGGUAACUAAAUGUGUAUAUUAAUCAUCUGUGUAAGAAUUGCAAUCCAGCUAACAACCACUGGUAGCCCAGUCUAGAAAAGUUCAUCACACCCUCAUAUAUAUAUAUAUAUAUAUAUAUUCAAAAGCUUUUUCUAAUUUGACCAUAAAAAUAUAUUUAUUUUUAGCUCUUUUUUCUUCUUUUUUUAGAGGUAACUAAAUGUAUAUAUUAAUCAUCUGUGUAAGAAUUACAAUCCAGCUAACAACCACUGAUAGCCCAGUAUAGAAAAGUUACAUCACUCCCUCACCUUUUUUUUUCCUCUUUAUAUAUAUCAAAACCCUUUUCCCCAUUUUCACUCAAAGUUUUAGCAAAUAAAAACACCCAAAAGUUUGGUGGAGACAAAGAAAACGUUGGAUCAUUUAUACAACAUUUAAUGCGUCUGCAACUCCCCCACCGCCUCCCUCCUUGGGGUUCAAUCUCUGCUGUCGUUGGUAGUUCCUCUGUCGGCGGUCGAUUGGGUAAAGAUGAUGAGUUUGCUAAGCAGGACAAUCGUGUUCCGCCGUGGAGUAAUCAGGAGAUUAGGGAUUUAAUAGCUAUUCGAGGUGAGCUUCAAAUAGAAUUUUCAUCGACUAGUCGAAGUAAUUUGAAGAAUCUAUGGGAGAUUGUUGGUGUUAGAAUGAGUGAAAGAGGAUAUAGGAGAAGUGGUGAACAAUGUAAAAGCAAGUGGAAGACUUUGGUUACUCGUUACAAGGUACUUAUUUAUUCUCUAGAUCCCUAAAAAAAUUUAGAGAAGCUACUCGCUUCGUCUCAAUUCGUUUGUUUGAUUUUGACUUAGAAACGAAAUUUAAGGAAGUAAACAAACAUAUGUAGAAUGUACCAAAAUGUCCUUUAAUUUCGUAGUGUUAAACAUGUCAGGCGGAAAGCGAAAAUUAAUAAGUUGCCGAAUAAGAUAAGAGACAUUUUUUCUGAAACAAACAAAAAGUGAAGAGCAAGGGUCAAAACAUACCUAAAAUAUUUCGGUUGUUCGAAUAUUGAACUAUCAGGUGUGCGAGUCGCUUAGAACUAUCGCCAAUUAUUUAUCAAAACACAUCUUAACUAUCAGUUGUUCUCUUUCUACCCAAUACAUCACCAUUGUUCAGGUAGAAGAAAUGAACUAUUGAUUUGAUAGUUGAGGUGUGUUUUGAUAAGUAAUUAAUGAUAGUUCAAGUAGAAAACUCACACACUUGAUAGUGCAUGCACGAAACUCAAAAAAUGGGGAUAUUUUAGAUGUGUUUUUAACCAUUAACUCAAAGAAAGUUGGCCAAAUAAAUUGAAAUGGAAGGAGUAUGUCAAAAGUACUGAAAAUUAUCUUUUUAUGGCUAAAAAUAUCUAAAAAAUGUCAUUACAAAGUUCUAGUUGAAGCGAAAACUGUUUGUUUCUGCAUAAUAGUAAUUGUGCCAGACAAAUUGGAAUAGAGAGGGUAUCUACAAGUGUGAAUGGAGUCAGAAUUUCUUAUUUGCUUGUUCAUUUUGCUCGACUGAUAUUGAUAAUAUUGUUUUUAGAUGUAAAAUUAUCUGAAUAUGAGAUAUUAGGACGGACUGAGAGUAUGGUUAGUAAAGUGAUGGUUUCUGCUUUGCUUCGUAUGUGUGUAUUUUGGAUGAAACAAAGUUUUAGGGCAACAUACUAUAGUCCGGACGUUCUCAUGCUAGUCACCUGCUGUGGAUUUGUUGUUGCGUCUGAACUUGUAUUUGAGAAGUGUGAAAUUGAAAAUAAAGUACUGCAUGGGGAGCUAUUACCUCUCUUGCCCCAUUUUAUGUGUUUAGUAUUUGAUUGGACAUGGGAUUUAAGACAUUAGCUUGGCUUAUAUGCUAUAUAUUAGCUAUAGGGGAAAAGAUAGUAUAAUAGUUGAAAAGUUAAUUUAAUCGAGAAAACAACACAUUAGACUUGAGAGUGCUAAUGGUUUAAUGAAUUUGAAUUCAUGAUAGUUGAAUAUAAACUGAAUACUAUCAAAUAUAUUUGGACCUCACAAAAUGGGAAGAGCCAUAAAAUUGGGAAAAGGUGCUAGUAUCUUUUGGAUGUAUGGAGAGUUGUUGAUUCUUGAAACACGAGCAUCAUUCAUUUUGUGGGGUAGCGCAGAUAGCUUCAUAGAUGAUAACUCCCAAUUUCUUCUGGGAGAUAUAUAGUAUGACGUCACUGAAAUGCUUCGUUCUCGGUGAUUUUUUGUUUUUGGUGGACUCUUUUGAUGGUUGCCAUUUGCUGGAUUCAAAUUGGAAUCUGUAAGCCAAUAUUUCUCUCUGAUGUUAUGUUUGGUUUUGUUAUCUUCCCUUGGUGUAGGAUAUGCCACCUGAGAGGUAUUUUACCUUACCAAAUAAAGAUGUCUUAUCAGUAUGUUCACUUACUGUAUAUUUUCUAGCAUGUCAUUUGGAAUAGCCGAAGGAUAAGUAAGUUGAUGCAUGUUUAUUCUUGCAAUUUUGGUUGUGCAAGUCCUUCCUCGGACCUCGUGCUUAGCGGGAGCUUUAGUGCACCGAGCUGCCUUUUAAGACCAUCUACCGAUUUAGUGAUUUCCAAUGAGGUUUAGAUUCAUGUGUGUCAAGUCUGCUCCUUUUAGGAGAAGAGAAGUGACAAUGAACUUUGGGGAAAAAGAGGAAUUAUAAUAAUGCCAUAUUUAGUGAAGCACAGAAUUAAGGGUAAGGGUAGAAUGUGGAGAUUCAGAAGAAACUCAGUCUAAUUAGGAAUCCAAUUAGGAUAUGUCAAAAGUGACAAGUAAAACUAGAAAUCUAAUUAGGAAAAUAGUGAUAAGUAAAGCGAACAGAGGGAGUAAUACUUAUUUAUUCUCGAUUUCGUUUCAAUUUGUUUGUUUGAUUUUGACUUGACCACUAGUUGGCAUGUAGUUUAAGAAAGUAAAUAAAGGCUUUUGAAUCUCGUGACGGUACGUAGAAUGUAUUAAAAUGUGCUUUAAACUUGUGAUCUUAAAUAUGCGAUGAAAAGGUGAAACUUGAAAUUAAGUGCAAUUGGAGUCAUAUAAUUUCAUAGUUUUAUUUGUUCAUUUCUUAAUUUUGGAGGUACUCGCUCCGUUUCAACUCGUUUGUGUGAUUUUGACUUGGCACAGAGUUUAAUAGAGUGAAGAAAGGUUUUUGAAUCUUGUGGUGUUACGUAGAAUGUAACAAAAUUUCCUUUAACCUUGUGAUAUUAAAUAUGCCAUGUGAAAAUUUGAAAGAUGAAAUUAAUGAGUUGCCGGAAAGGAAAAAAAUCAUUAUUAUUGAAAUAGACAAAAAAGAAAGUAAAAAAAGAACUUUUGAAUCCCAUGGUGGUAUGUAGAAUGUAUCAUAAUGUACUUUAAUCUUGUGUCUUAAAUAUGCGAUGGUUGCUACUUCUCCGGAGGUGGUAUGGACUGCGUAAAUCCUUGUUGUUUGACCCUUCUCGAGACUCUUUUUUUUUUAAAUUUAAAUUUUGGUCGACUUAUACUGAUAACAUCGUCCUUUUAGAAGUAAAAUUAUCUAAAUUGUGAGAUGUUAGGACGGAUUGAGAGUACAGCAACAACAACGUACCUGGUGUAUUCCCACAUGUGGGGUUUCGGGAAAGUAGAGUGUAUGCAGACCCUACCUCGUUGAGAGUUUUUUUCUGAAAUACCUUCGACUCAAGUAACACAACGAAUUGAGGGUAUGGUUAAUAAAGUGAUAGUUUCUGUUUUGCUUCAUAUGUUUGUAUCUUGGUGACUAAGAAUGCUUUUUGGAUGAAAAAACAAAUUUUUAGAGCAACAUACUGUAGUCCGGGCGUUCUAAUGCCAGUAAUCUACUAUUUGUUGGUGCAUCUGAACUUUUAAGUGAGAAGUGUAAAAUCGAAAGUAAAGGACUGCACAGUAGUUUGGCUUAUAUGUUAUAUUAGCUAUUGGGCAAAAAAUAGUAGAACAGUUGAAAAGUUGGUUUAGUAGAGAAAACAUCACAUUAGACUUGAGUUGUUUUAGUGGUUUAAUGAAUUUGACUUCCUGAAAGUUGAAUAUAAACUGAAUACUAUCAGAUAUUUUUGGGCUUCACAUAAUGGAAAGUGUCAUAAAAUCUGGAAAAACGUACUAGUAUCUUUUGGAUGUCUGUCGAGUUGUUGAUUCAUGAAACACGAGGCAUCAUUCAUUUUGUGGGGUAGUGCAGAUAGCUUCAUAGAUGAUAACUCCGAAUUUCUUUUGGGGAUAUAAUAUGAUGUCCUGAAAUGUUUCGUUCUCGGUGACUUUUUGUUUCUGGUGGACUCUUUGAUGGUUGCCAUUUGCUGGACUCAAAUUGGAAUUUGUAAGCCAGUAUUUCUUGUAAAUGUCAUGUGCAGUUUUGUUGUCUCCCUUGGUAUGAUAUACCAUCUGAGAGAUGUUUUACCAAAUAAUAGUCUUAUCAGUACGUUCACAUAUUGUGGAUUUUCUAGAAUGUCAUUUGGACUUGCCGAAGGAUAAGUAAGUUGAAGCGUGUAUUAUUCUUGAAAUUUCGUGUGGUCAAGACCAUCUACUGACUUUGUAAUUUCCAAUUAGGUUUAGAUUCAUGUGUCAAGACUGCUCCAGAACAGAAAGGACAAUAGACUUUGUGGAAAAAGAGAGGAAUUAUAAUAAUACCAAAUUUAAUGAAGUAAGCACAGAGAUAAUAGUAAUUUUACUUUUCUUUUAAAGGAAAAAAAAGUCAAAAAUAUGACGCUUAGAAAAAGCUUUUUCUAAUUUCGGCCAUAAACACCGCUUUUUGUUUUUGCCUCUUUUCUACUUAAAUAAACCAAAAAGGCCCUUUCCCCUCAAAAAAUUUAGCAAAGAAAAUAUAACUCAAUAAUUUGUUGCAUUAGGCGAUACAUUUGAUGCAAAUAUAAACAAAAUGUGACUACAUGAUGGUAAUGUGUUGCGUUGGAUUAUACAUUUUAUAUAACUAUAAACUAAAAAUAUAACUACGUGUUGUCGAUGUGUUGCAUUGGCGAUACAUUUAGUGCAAAUAUAAACUAAACAUAUGAAUUCAUGGUAGUAAUGUAUUGCAAUGGGGCGAUACAUUUUUAAAAAAUUCCUAAAAUUACCCUUCCAAAACUAACAUUUUACUUGUCUAUUAAGAAAAGAAAAAGUAAAAAAUAUGACUUAUUCUAAAUUCUUUUUCUUUGUUAAAAUUUUUGGAGUGGAAAAAGGAAAAGGGUUUUGGUUUAUUUAAAGAGAAAAAAGGAGCAAAAUAAUAAAUACUCCCUCCAUUCCAAAAUAAAUGAAUUGUUGAGCUAUUUUUCAAUGUCCAAAAUAAAUGAAUUGUUCAUUCUUCAAGAGACAUGUUGAAAAUUUCUUUCAAUUUUACCCUUUCAUUUAAUGAGACUUUUAAGUACUUCACAUUUUCUAAGAGAGUAAUUUAUGAACCAUUAAAAGGGUAAUAAUGAAAAGUAACCUGCAAUUUAUGUCCUAAAAGAUUUUUCUUAAAGGGUGUGCUAUACCCCAACAAUUCAAUUAUUUUUGGAAUGGAGGGAGUAUAUUUUUAGGGUCAAAUUAGAAGUUCUUUUUUGAAUAAAGUCACACAUACACACACACAUAUAUAUAUAUAUGACUUUAUUCAAUAACUUCUAAUAUUUGUUUUUUGCUUCUUUUUUCUCUUUUUUAGAGGUAACUAAAUAUGUAUAUUAAUCACCUGUGUAAGAAUCACAAUCCCAUCUUACAACCACUGUUAGCCCUCACCUCAUUAUUCUCUUUAAAUAAACCAAAACCCUUUUCCUUUUCUCACUUCAAAAAUUUUAGCAAAUUAAAACCCCAAAUGUUCGGUGGAAAUGAAAACGUUGGAUCAUUUAUGCAACAUUUAAUGCGUCCGCAACUCCCCCACCACCUCUCUCCCCACGGCUCAAUCUCCAUUGCCGCUGGCGGUGGUAGUUCCUCCGCUAGUGGUCGUAGUUCCUCUGUCGGCGAUCGAUUGGGUAGAGACGAUGAGUUUGCUACGCGGGACGGCCGUGUUCCACCGUGGAGUAAUCAGGAGAUUAGGGAUUUCAUAGCUAUUCGAGGUGAGCUUCAAAUAGAAUUUUCAUCGACGAAGCGAAGUAAUUUGAAGAAUCUAUGGGAGAUUGUUGGUGUUUGGAUGAAUGAAAGAGGAUAUAGGAGAAGUGGUGAACAAUGUAAAAUCAAGUGGAAGAAUUUGAUCACUCGUUACAAGGGUAAGGGAACCUCUGAUCCAGAUAAUGGCGGACAAUUUCCAUAUUUCGCUGACCUGCAUGCACUCUUUUCAUCAAAUACGAAUAACGCACAGCAACUACAGCUCGAACCUGAGGCUGGUUCCCAACAAGUAAGAAAGAGACCUCGGAGAACAAGUGGAGAUCACUCAUCAGAGGAAAUCUCAGAAGAUGAAGAAGGUUAUGCCAAUGAGAGUGAUGAAGGUAAAUUAGCCAGAAGCAAUGUUGCUCGCAAAAAGAAAACUGAAAAAGAAAAGCGGCCAAGAACAAGCAAUGCAGAAAAACCUCCGAGACAAGCCAGCUUAGGGAGUAUUAACAAGACUGGCAGAGCGGUUGAUAAUAUUCAAGAAAUGCUUAGAGAGUUCCUUCAGCAGCAGCUGAGUAUUGAUAUGCAAUGGAGGGAGGCAAUGGAGAAGCGCGCUCGUGAAAGAGAAGUAUUCGAGCAGGAAUGGCGAUCUUCAAUGGAGAAGCUUGAAAGGGAUAGGAUGAUGAUGGAACAGUCUUGGAGGGAGAGGGAGGAGCAAAGGAGAGCGAGAGAGGAGAGCCGAGCUGAAAAGAGGGAUGCCCUGUUGAGUACACUUCUGAACAAGCUUAUCGGCGAAAAUCAUCCUUGAGAAAAUGAUUCACUGUAUUCUGUUUGCUGGUUUAUAUAAGAAGAAGUAUGUAGAUUCAAAAAUAUUUGGGGAAUUAAGAGUUUGGUUUACAUAGAAAUAGGAAUGUCCAAGUUGUAGAAAGUCCCAACUAAGAUAGAUUUGCAGGCUUCAUGAUACAUGGUUCAUGUUCUCAUUCUUAUAAAUGUUUACAGGAGGAGUUAAUUGAGCUGAAUUGGGUGUGGAUAAGAAGGAUUGACUUUAAGCUUUGGAGAAGAGAGAAUUGUUUUGUAAAUGUAAAGUAGUGGCUUCUCGAUGAAUGAGCUGCGAUUGCUCUUGUGAUACA